Molecule: messenger RNA, 1583 nt
Organism: Carica papaya (papaya)
Lineage: Eukaryota; Viridiplantae; Streptophyta; Magnoliopsida; Brassicales; Caricaceae
Product: Glycine cleavage T-protein family
Biological process (GO): iron-sulfur cluster assembly
Cellular component (GO): mitochondrial matrix
Molecular function (GO): protein binding
Source: RefSeq, a predicted model, not a curated record
UAUUCUAAUCUCUCUGAUCGACACACACCCUAAAUCUUCUGUUCUGACAAUGCACGUGGCACCACCAAGUCCCUCCAAAUCACACGUGUCAUCCGCCCAACUCCUCCUUCCCACCAAACCACCGCCUUCUUCAACCUCAAUCACUCCGCAGAGCUCCCAGCCACCAGCAUCGACCAAGGGAAAACACACAAAAAAUGCACCGUAUAAAGCUUUGUAAAUACUUUCCAAAACCCAUUGCCUACAGCUACCAGACCGUCCACCAUCAAACCCAUCUCGAAAAUGUCGCCUCAAUGGCGUCGCUCCUAAAAUCUCGCUCGGUGAUCCGGUUCAGUGGCCCGGACACGGUCAAAUUCCUUCAGGGUCUGUUGACCAACGAUGUACGUAGAUUUAGUGAACCAUUGGGUGGGCAGAACUCCUCUCUGCCCACACCCAACUUGCCCUCUGUGUCUGCUUCUCCCAUCUAUGCUGCUUUGUUGACUCCUCAAGGUAGGUUUCUGUAUGAUUUGUUCUUAUAUAGACCCUCAAGACCCGAGGAGAAGCUUGACCGGACUGGCUCCGGACCCGGACCGGAUUCAGGUUUAUCUGGGUCUGUUGAAUUGUUCGCGGAUGUGGAUACUUCAGUUUUUGAUGAGUUAUUGGCGACUUUCAAGAGAUAUCGCCUGAGGUCCAAGGUUGAUAUUGAGAAUGUUGCAGAAGACUUCUCCUGCUGGCAGCGUUACGGUAAGAAUAUUUCUGAAAAGUCUUCAUUUGUCGAAGAACCAGAGGCCACAGCUGUUGGCUGGGGUGGUGGUGUUGAUCAUUCUGGUAUGGCCACUGCACGAGGUAAUAAUCAUGGAUGGCAGUGGUUUAAGGACCCCAGAUUGGAUUUUCUUGGUUACAGGGGAAUUUUUCCGUCUAAUACAACUCCACCUUUAGUUGAGUCUGACAAAGAAACAGAUGAACAUAACUUUCUCUUGUGGAGAUUGGAGCUAGGAAUUGCAGAAGGCUCCAGCGAAAUUCCAAAAGGUGAGGCGAUUCCACUUGAGUACAAUCUUGCAGGCCUAAAUGCAAUAAGCUUUGACAAAGGAUGCUAUGUGGGUCAAGAGCUUGUAGCUCGCACACACCACAGAGGGGUCAUUCGCAAACGUUUACUACCUUUAAGGUUUCUAGGUGGUAAUGGAAAAAAGGUGGAUCAAAAAGUUGCUCCUGGGUCAGAAGUGAUUGAAUCUGCAACAGGGAAGAAGGCGGGGACUGUGAUAACCGCAGUUGGCAGCCGUGGGCUGGGUUUGCUGAGGUUGGAGGAAGCCUUCAAAGGCUCAGGUUCAUUGAAGAGCAUACAAGGAGAAGAAGAUGUGAAGGUGGAGGCCAUUAGACCAGCAUGGUGGCCUGCUGAUUGGUUUCCAGAGUAUCAACAGCAUACCGUGGUUUUGUAGUGUUAUUUUUAGGAGAAAGGGCCCCCCAUCAAAUCAUUUGGUGCCUCGUGGUUCGCACCCUCCUUGCCAGAUGCCCUUAUUUGAAAAUUGUUUACACUCUUCUUAAUGAGAAACACUCCUCAAUGACUCUUAACACAAAAGAAUAAAAAGCUCCUCAACUAAGUUCGAUUU